AUGAUAGGAGAGGAAUUAACUCAAGCUUCAACUCUAGCAUUGGAGGAAGAGGUCGAAUCAGAUGAAUCAAAUUUAAAAGGGUGUUGGGGUAUUUUAAAAUCUUUAAAUCCAUCAUUCCCAGAUGUUUAUCUAAAGAAUACCGAAACUACAUUUGGGAGAUAUCAAAAUACCAAUAUCAAUUACCAUGAUAAAAAUAUUUCUGGUUUGCAUUGUAAAAUUAUUAGGGAUGGUGGCACAGAAAGCGAUGGUACGGUCAUUGCAUUUGUUCAUGAUACCAGUACCAAUGGUACAUUUUUAGAUGGUGUAAAAAUUGGUAAAGGUGAAAAGCGUCUUUUAAUAGCAAAUGCAGAACUUUCAUUAACCCCUAAAAAACCAGAUAGAAUAGCUUAUUUAUUUCAAUUACCAGAAAAAGAGGAUGAUCAAGAUGGACCCCAAAAGGUGUAUUUAUUUGGUGAACAAUUAGGUGCUGGUAAUUUUGCAACUGUUAAAUUGGCAGUAGAAAGAAAAACAGGUUCGAAAUUUGCCGUCAAAAUUAUAGAUAAAAAGAAAUAUUUUAUGAAUGCAAGCACAAGAAAAGAUUCAUUAAUGGAUGAGGUCAAUAUUUUAAGAGAUUUACACCAUCCAAAUAUCAUUCAUAUUCACGAAGUUUACGAUACCGAGAAGACAUUAUAUUUAGUUUUAGAGUUGGUUGAAUGCGGUGAAUUAUUAAAUGAUAUUAUUUCAAGUGACGUCUAUUCAGAAGAAAAAGCAAAAAACCUCUUUAAACAAAUUGUGGAGGGUGUUUUAUAUCUUCACAGAAAGGGAAUUGCCCAUAGAGAUUUAAAACCUGAAAAUAUUUUACUUAAACAUAGAAAUUUUGACCAACCAGAUUCAAUCAAAUUAAGUGACUUUGGUUUAUCUAGAACAAUUAGCGAGGGUAGUUUUAUGAAAACAAUGUGUGGCACACCUCAAUAUUUAGCACCAGAAAUUUUAACAAAUAGUUCAAAUGGUGUAGGGGGCUAUGGGUUAGAGGUAGAUUGUUGGAGUAUGGGUGCUAUUUUAUAUAUUAUGCUUUGUGGCUAUCCUCCCUUUGAUGACAACAAAGAUAUAUCAAUUUUCGAACAAAUUAGAAAAGCUCUUUUUGAUUUCCCUGAUGAGGAAUGGAAGAGUGUUUCUGAUGAAGCAAAGGAUUUAAUCAAAAGACUUUUAUGUGUUGAGCCACAAAAAAGAUACACUUGUGAGCAAAUUUUAGAUCACCCAUGGUAUAAUAAGGUAAUUAUAAUUAAUAUUAUUUUAAUUAAAAUAACGAUUUUUAACAAAUUUAUUUUAUUUUAG
Messenger RNA from Dictyostelium purpureum, 1314 nucleotides. RefSeq lists its product as uncharacterized. Gene Ontology annotation, biological process: protein phosphorylation. The transcript is spliced from 4 exons. Gene Ontology annotation, molecular function: protein binding; ATP binding; protein kinase activity. Bases 1 to 1314 code for a protein of 437 amino acids. NCBI's taxonomy places the organism in Eukaryota, Evosea, Eumycetozoa, Dictyosteliales, Dictyosteliaceae. The record is from RefSeq and is a predicted model, not a curated record.